AGUAAAACGUCAAUUAGUUCUUUCUUGCUAAAAUUUCCGAGCAGACAAAAUGGGUUUCUCUGAUCUCUGGUAUUCGCAUCCCCGUAAAUAUGGGCAAGGCUCCCGAUUCUGCCGGGCAUGUUCCAACAAUCACGGUAUGAUCCGCAAGUACGGUCUCAACAUUUGCCGACAGUGCUUCAGGGAAUACGCUAAGGACAUCGGCUUCCGGAAGCUGGAUUAAAUCGACUCUUCCCAUGGAAGCUCAUCAGCAGUUUUAUUCAGCCAUCCAGGUUCUUGUUUUGCUGGUAUUUCGAUGCAGUGAUUGAAUUUACAAUGAAUAAAAUAAACUGAUAAGAAAUGUAA
Messenger RNA from Ochlerotatus camptorhynchus, 342 nucleotides. It is a transcript of the gene RpS29, whose product is annotated as ribosomal protein S29. Gene Ontology annotation, molecular function: structural constituent of ribosome; zinc ion binding. The record is from RefSeq and is a predicted model, not a curated record. Gene Ontology annotation, biological process: translation. Bases 50 to 220 code for a protein of 56 amino acids. Lineage: Eukaryota; Metazoa; Arthropoda; Insecta; Diptera; Culicidae. The transcript has 3 exons. Gene Ontology annotation, cellular component: ribosome; cytosolic small ribosomal subunit.